UGAACUGUGUUAAUCCACAGGCUUGUACUGUUCUUCGUAAGAGUGAAUGCAAAUACUGAAGACUUCUCAAAAGGCAUUAUUGAGACGGACUGCAGAGAACGACACCUUGCAGUGCAAGUUCGUCUAAACUAUGCUGAAUCAGAACCCCACUUUGAGGCUGUUGAUGUUACUGGUGUCCAUCCAAUAACAAAAGAAUAUGGUCCAGAGUGUGGAUACACCUAUGAGCUUUUCAGUGAAUUUGGAAUUGCUGAGCUAAGGGCAUCUUAUUUCUCUUGCCAUACUGGAAACCAGGGUGAUGAGGAGUUCACGUUUAAUUUCAACGUGAUCAUGACUGACCAACAUGGUGAGGGGAUGUCCUAUACCCUGUCUAAGACUUGCACUUUGCCUCUGCCUUGGUCUCCUAGAGAGGUUAUCUGUGAAUUGGAUUACAUGGAGGUAAAUGUAGAUAGUGCAGCUCCCUAUCCCACCACUGGGGGCGCUGUUGAGCAUCAGCAAUGGGAUGCUGCCAUUUCUUCUGCGCACUCCCUGGCCUCCUCUGCCUGGCAGCUGAUGUUCCUGAAAGAGGGACAGAGUCCAACCCCCCUUCCCCUCAGUAAGGCCCUUGAGCUGGGCUACAGACUCGACAUCACCCCUGGGCGUGUGUUGUUCCGCACACCUUACAACAGACCCUUCUCCCUUUAUUCAGUGGUAAAUGGGGUUCCUGUUGAAGUCAUCCAUGCUGUCCUUUUCUCUAGACAGAGUUGGACUGUUGUUCUCUUUGAUCUGGUAGCUGCAUGUAGCGCAGAUGUUGGGUCCUUUAAAGAGACCAGUCUCCACUGGCAAGUUCCAGCUGUGAUGUUCCCUUUAUCCAGCCACGCUGGCUUUGAGAGCAAAAACAUCAGCAUUGGUGUCAAUGGCAGACUCUUAGAUCCACAGAUCACAGCAGAUCGAGGGUACACCCUUAACAUUGGUGAAGAAAUUGUUGACAUCGGCAUUCCCUAUGGUGCUGAAGGUGGCUAUAGACAGAGCUUUGUGCUUCACAACACGUACUGGGAGUUCUACAUAAUUCACAUGUACUAUGAGGGCUUGUUCAUGGACAACUUUCACGCUGAGAGCAGACACCGGCAUACUAAAUAUCUGAUGACUCCAUUACUGCCGCACUUCCCCUUCAGUAUAAACCAGACCAUCCUUGAGGAGAGGGCGUUCACUGUCUACGUGGGAAAUUUCCCCUCUGAUGUGGUGCUGGUAACGGUGAGCCUGAAUGGACACGAAUUCACCACGGUCGAGGCAACCCAAAGUGGCUACACCAUUGUGAAGGUUCCUCAUGCCAAUGGAACCCAUGCAUACGUCUUCAGGGUUCCUUUUGAGGCUCCCAUGGUGCAAAAAUGGUAUUUUUCAGAGGGUGUUCUGCAGUACUUACUGCAUGUUAACUUCACUCUUAACAUUGUGCUUCAAGAAGAUACCUUCUUCCAUUUGGCCUCUAUUAAAGCUAGGAUCCAUGAUGUCUAUCCCCCCUCCUUCAGUGGACAGUGCGAGGACCAUGGCAUAGUUUUCAAGCUGGACCAUGCAGAGUUUGAUCACAAGUGGGACGUUACCAUUGGUAAUCAUCUUCUCACACAGCAGUUUGCUGCGGAGCAGGGAUACCUAUUGGUCAAUGACAGCCAGAGCCUUCUCCUAGCUGUUCCCCUCUUCACCCCUGGAUAUGUUUAUGAGGAUAUAAACAUACAUCAGUUCUUUGGAACUUUUGAAAUCCUCUCCAGAGAUGCAAAGACACAGGAGAUUCAGCAGUACUCGGCCAGUCGUUGCCCCUUCCAAACAACAGAGCUCAUUGUAUGUUCCACUGGAGGGGUCGUGACUGUGGUGGCAGAUGUGAUCAAAUCCAUUCCCAAAGCGAUCCCAUUGAGGACCACCCUUUUUGACCCAACAUGCAGACCUAAAGAAACAGAUGAGUCCAUGGCUCUGUUUGAAUUCCACCUUACCGCGUGUGGAACUGAAGUCGAGGUCAAGGAUCAAUUAAUGAUCUUUAAGAAUAUCAUCAUCUUUGAGGAAGAGCAAAUCCCUAGUGACAGGCCUGUCAUAACGAGAGACACCACCUUCGAAUUGGCUGUCAGCUGUUCCUACCCAGUGGGAGAUGUAAAUAUGGACGUAAGCUUCCAAUCCAGUGCCCCAGGCUUGGGCUCUGUGGGAAAGGUCAAGAUUUUUGAGAAGGCUCUGGCGAAAACCCUAAAGCUCAUUCCACCGGAGUUGGUGACCACAGCCAGUGAUCCCAUCACACCUAGCAUAAAGGCACCUCCCACUCAGAAACUUGCACAGUUUGUGAGGGUCCUCAGCCACCCCAGUACCAAGAGGCAAAGUGGAUAGAACUAGACUACAGAAGGUACAAAUGGAAGAUUGCGUGCUCAAAUCUGUCCGUGAGGCUUCAGCCUGGGAUCUGUGGGCAGCAGUGUUCCUGUCUUUACUACAUUUCCAAUAAAAUGCAAAUGAGUCAGA
Clupea harengus (Atlantic herring) is the source of this 2469-nucleotide messenger RNA. RefSeq lists its product as uncharacterized. The transcript is spliced from 18 exons. The record is from RefSeq and is a predicted model, not a curated record. Lineage: Eukaryota; Metazoa; Chordata; Actinopteri; Clupeiformes; Clupeidae. The coding region runs from base 328 to 2340 and encodes 670 amino acids.